Molecule: messenger RNA, 6711 nt
Organism: Lepus europaeus (European hare)
Lineage: Eukaryota; Metazoa; Chordata; Mammalia; Lagomorpha; Leporidae
Product: zinc finger protein 850-like
Exons: 6
Biological process (GO): regulation of DNA-templated transcription
Molecular function (GO): RNA polymerase II cis-regulatory region sequence-specific DNA binding; DNA-binding transcription factor activity, RNA polymerase II-specific
Source: RefSeq, a predicted model, not a curated record
GGGCUGAGCGCCCUGACCUAGGACUGCAGCCCGCGUGGGGCCCUGCGUGGCGCUGAGCCGGGGACCGUGGAGCCGGGGUCUGAGCGCAAUCUCGGCGCGUCCAGCCGCCCCUCAGCCCGUGGGGGCGUGGGCUGCCAAGGACGGCGGUCGUGUAUCUCGGCGGCUGACGAGGAGGCUGAGGGACUGCCGAGUGACUGUGAGCCGGGGAGCUCUGGCAGCCUGGAUCUGUGCUUCUCUAUAGAGGAACCCUGAGAACUGAUCCGCUUGCAAGUCUAAAACCAUGGCCCUUGGAUCAGUGACAUUUAGGGAUCUUGCCAUAGACUUCUGUCAGCAAGAGUGGGAAUGUCUUGACCUUACUCAGAAAACCUUGUACCGGGAUGUGAUGAUGGAGAACUAUGCUAACUUGCUCUCACUGGGAUAUUCCAUUUCUAAGCCUGAUGUAAUCACAUUAUUGGAACAAGGAAAAGAACCUUGGAUGAUUGUAAAGGAAGAAAUAAGAUGGUGCACAGAUUUGGAGUCAAGAUGUGAAAUAAUCAACCAUGGAAAAGUCCAUAUCUAUACAAAAUGUCCAUCUGUUACUCUAAAUCAGGAAAUUCUUAACAAAGAGAAACUCUAUGAAUGUGACAAAUGUGGGAAGGCCUUUACUCAUCAUACAGACCUUAUAGUACAUCAGAAAAUUCAUGUUGGUGAAAAACUCUACGAGUGUCAGCAGUGUGGGAAACUCUUUAAUCGUGCAUCCAACCUUCUGCAGCAUCAGAGAAUUCAUACUGGUGAAAAACCCUAUAAAUGUGAAGCAUGUGGAAUGACCUUUAGUCGUAGUAUAGACCUUAGGGUUCAUCAAAGAAUUCAUACAGGUGAGAAGCCCUAUGAAUGUGAAGAGUGUGGGAAGGCCUUUAGUCGUGCCUCUUACCUAACUCAGCAUCGAAGAGUUCAUACUGGUGAGAAAUCCUACGUGUGCCAUGAAUGUGGGAAGGCGUUUAGUCAACGUGGAGGACUUAAAAUCCACCAGAGAAUUCAUACUGGGGAGAAGCCCUAUGAAUGUAAGGAAUGUGGAAAAGCUUUUAGUCAAGCCUCUUACCUUAUGCAACAUGACAGAAUUCACACUGGAGAACGACCCUAUGAGUGCCAUGAAUGUGGGAUGACCUUUAGUCGUGUUAUAGAUCUUAGAGUACAUCAUAGAAUUCAUACUGGUGAGAAACCCUAUAAAUGUAAAGAAUGCGGGAAGGCUUUUAGUCGUGCUUCAAAUCUUGUUCAACAUGAGAGAAUUCACACUGGGGAGAAGCCCUAUGAGUGUAAAGAAUGUGGGAUGACCUUUAGUCACGUCUAUCAGCUCAUUCCACAUCAGAGAAUGCAUACUGGUGUGAAACCCUAUGAAUGUAACGAGUGUGGGAAGGCUUUUAGUCAUGCCUCAGUACUUAUUCGACAUGAGAGAAUUCACACUGGUGAGAAACCUUAUAAAUGUAAAGAAUGUGGGAAGGCCUUUAUACAUGAUGGGAGCCUUAGGAUGCACCAGAGAAUUCAUACAGGUGAGAAACCCUAUGAAUGUAAAGAAUGUGGGAAGGCCUUGAGUUGUAUCUCAAGCCUUGUUAAGCAUCAACGCAUUCAUACUGGUGAGAAGCCCUAUGAAUGUAAGGUUUGUUUUAGGGCCUUCACGCAUGUUGAAAGUCUUAGGGUGCAUCAUAGACUUCAUACUGGUGAGAAACCCUAUGAAUGUAAAGACUGUGGGAAGGCUUUUAGGAGUGGCCAUCAACUUGUUAUACAUCAUAGACUUCAUACAGGUGAGAAGCCCUAUCAAUGUAAGGAAUGUGGGAAGGCCUAUAGUGUAUAUGGAAGACUCACUCGACAUCAGAGCAUUCACAGUGGUCAGAAGCCUUUUGAAUGUAAGAACUGUGGGAAGUCUUUUAGCUAUAAUUCAAGUCUUAAAGUACACCAGAAAAUUCAUAACCGAGAGAACCUUUAAGGAUGUAAACUAUGUGGCGAUGCCUUUGGAAGUCAUAGCUACCUUGCUCAACAUAGUGGAAUUCACCUUGGUGACAAACCAUAUGAAUGUGACGAAUGUGGGAAAGCUUUUAUCUGUUUCUCAACAUUGAUUCAACACAAGAGAAUUCAUAGUAAUGAGAAACCCUAUGAAUGUCUGGAAUGUAGGAAGACUUUUAGGCAGAGUGCAAAUUUAACUAGACAUCAAAGAGUUCACACUGGUGAGAAGCCCUAUGAAUGUAAUGAGUGUGGGAAGGCCUUUACUUGGCUUUCCAACUUGAACAAACAUCAGAGAAUUCACAAAGGUGAGAAACCCUAUGAAUGUAAGGAUUGUGAAAAGGCUUUUCUCUGUUAUUCAACCUAUAUUCAACACCAGAGAACUCAUACUGAUGAGAAGCCUUAUGAAUGUCAGGAAUGUAGGAAGGCCUUUAGGCAGAGAGGACACCUUACUCAGCAUCAGAGAAUCCACACUGGUGAGAAGCCCUAUGAGUGCAAGGAAUGUGGGAAGGCUUUCGCCUGUGUUUCCUAUGUCAAUAGACAUCAGAGAAUUCACACUGGUGAGAAACCAUAUGAGUGUAAAGAAUGUAAGAAGUCCUUUAUUGAUUGUUCAACUCUUAUUCAGCACCAGAGAAUUCACACAGGUGAGAAACCCUUUGAAUGCCAGGCAUGUAGGAAAGCUUUUAGACAGAGGGCACACCUUACUCAGCAUCAGAGAAUCCAUACUGGUGAGAGACCCUAUAAAUGUAAGGAUUGUGGGAAGGCCUUUACCUCUGUUUCACAAGUGAAAAAGCAUCAGCGAAUACACAUAUUGAGGUGAGGAAUUCUAUGUGCUCCUAUUCGAGUAUUGUCCUUUACUUAUUUAAAAGUCCCUACUCAACAUUACCAAAUUCAUAUUGGAAAGGAACUCUACAAAUUAAGAAAUGACGGAAACACUUUUAUCUGUCCCUCAGCUAUCCUUUUAAAUAAAGAAUUUGUGCUGGUGAGAAGCCUUAUGAAAGUGAGGUAUGUAUAAGACCUACACUUACACCAUAAUGAAUAUUAUAGAAUUUAUGAUUAAUAUAGGAAACCCUUGAUUUUAAUUAGCUAGUAUAGGACAGCAAACUUAGAAAAUCCAGUGACUAUAAAUUUCUUCUGCUUUAUAACUUAUAAUUCAUUAUCAGAAUCUAUACAGGAAAGAGAUAAAAACACUAAAUAUCCUGUUACCACUGAAACAGUCAUACUAAUAACUAGAGAAUAACCAUGUUGACUUUCUGAAUGUAGAAAACUUACCUAUAACAUUAGUCUUUUGCGACAUCUUUGUAGCUUAACCAUUUGCCACCUGUAUUUUAUUGCCAAGUACUUUAAACUGUCAGGUUACUGACUUUCAGCUUAAUGGCAAAUAGGAACUAUUUGGUAAAUGGUAGCUAUCAUCAUUAUUUCUUUAUUAGUGUUUUUGGAACAUUCAUGUAAGAUUUAAUCCUGUGAAUAAUAUAAGGAAAUCUACCAUCCCAACUUAUCUAAUAUCAAAGCUAUGAUCAUUUAUUCUGGAGCAAAAAUUAGAAUGUAGCAAGUAUGAGGCAAUACUCAUUUAAACUUAUGUAAGUUGAAGUCACAAAAAUCACUUUGAGAAGACACUACGGAUUUAUUAAAUGAAUCUUUAAGAAUAAAGGUGAUAUGAGAAGUAGUAAGUCUAUAGAUUUCAAAAAGCAAUGUACAUUUUCUUACAAUAACUCAAGACAAUUAGAUAUGAAUGAAAGAAGUUUUAAAGAAACUUUGUAGUUAAGAACACUACUUAUAUACAACUCUGGACCAAGUGAAGAGUACAGUUAGGCUGUUUAGAUAUGAAAGAUGAUGAGUGUUCUAAUAACCCAAGAUAUAUCUAGAUGAUUUGAAUAAAUAUUCAAGCAGAAAAGCAAUAAACCCAGAACACUGGAACUAUAUUACGUAAAUCUGCUUAUUCAGUGAAUUUAAAUGCAUGACAGAGAAACUAAUGAAAUGACUAAACAGUGGACUUUAUGUAGAAGCUGUUGCAAACAAGCAGAUAUAUAGAUUAGGUUUUGUCUAGUAUGAGCAAAAUAAAUAGGAGAAAUGAGACAAAUGCAACAAUGCAAAUGGGAAGGUGGAAUAUUUUCAGGCAGUAAGUUUUUAAUAUUGUGAAAUAUUGUUUCAUAAUAUUUCCAUUUGAAAUAUCUAAACUUUAUUUUAUAAGAAUAUGUAAAUGUUCCUGAUUCACGAACCUAGAGAGAGUUGAAUCAAAGUCCUUGUCUCCUUCAAAGGAACUGAAGAAAUUUUCAAUUACCUUAAAGAACAGGAGGUUGCAUUUUUAAGGAAAUUUUGAGAGGAAAGAAAAUUGUAAAAAGUUUUUCAGUUCUUUCUACAAGGUUAAGUGACCUUUGCAAAAAAAUAAAGUGGACAAUGAUAGCAUCCCAAGAUGGAAGGGAAAAUUCAUCAAGUAAAAUUAGAAUGCAAGUAAGGGCAGAUAAUGGACAUAAAAUAGGCAAGUUAAAAGGAAAUUAAAUAGGGAGAGAACCUUCUUAGUAACUAAGAAAAACCUGUAUGGACUGGUUAUUAUAGUUGAAAGGAAUUUUUUCCUUAAAAUAUUAUGCUAUUUGUAAGUCACUUAUAAUUCCACAAAAGGAUUGAGAUUAGAGGAUGGAAAAAAGAUGUGCCAUUGAGAUGCUGGCCAAGGAAAUUUACUCCCAACCAAAAGAUUCAGGAUAAGCAAUACAGUUACCAUGUUUUUAAAUAACACCUGAAUAACCGUUGGUUGAUGAAAAUUAUCACAGUGGAAGUGAAUUAAAAAUAGUGGGAAAUUUGCACUUUUGGUAACUUAUGGAAUACAGCUAUAGUGUCUAGUAGGAAAUAAUUUCAACAAGCUGAAAUCCAUGAAGCAGUUAUCCACUUGAAAAUGGUAGAAAUUUAAGAUGUAAAAGUGGAGAAUACUAGCAAAAACUGAGUUGGAAUUAAAAUGUUCUAUAACCUUUUAAAGUCACAGUUGGCAGAUAUUGUAAUUUUUGAUUAUUAAAUUCUACAAAUUCUUGAAAAAUGUGAUUCCCACGAGGGCGUCUCAGUAUAGAAAGUGAGGUGUAUAAAGGAUGUACAGACAGCUUCCUCAUUGUAUUCUGCCUGCAUAGUGUUAUCUUGGAGUCAUAUACCACAGUUAAUGGAAUCAGUGCCCUUAUUGAGGUACCUGUUUUUUAUCCUUUGAAAUAAAAAUGAGACGACUAUCCUUGUAUAUAUUACCUAGUGUCUGUAUGAAAAUAACGUAUCAAAGGUGUAUCUGCCGUGAGUUUGCUGGGUCAGUGCCUAUGUGCAUUUUUAGUAAGGCCAAAUUGCCUUUGUUUAGUUCUACUAAUUUACAUUCCUCCCUACAAUGUAGUAGAAUACCCAUUUCUCUAUAUAAGGGGUUUUCAGAAAGUUCGUGGAAAAUGUGUAUUAUGAAAAAAACUAUGCAAGAAUUUCAAAAAAAAAUUUUUUUUGCACCAAAAUAAACUUUAAUUCCAUUUUUCCACAAACUUUUUGAAUUACCCUUAUACUUACGCUAAAACGGUUUUGUAAACUCUAAUUUUUGCUGGUCUGUUAAGUGGAAAGUGUUACGAUACUUUUAAUUUGCAUUUUUAUAACAUGUAGUUUGCAUUUUUCCCUACUAUGCAUUUUCUUAUUUGUAAAUACUAUUUAAAUUUUCUGUGAAAUGUGUUUUAAUGCCAUUUUCUGUUGAGUGGUAUUUUUCUAAUUGCCUUUUAAGACCUCCAAAUAUGAGACGUUAACUUUUUCUUCCCAAGACUUUGUUACUUUUUUCCAUUUAGAAAUUUGUAAACUUAGCAAUUUGGACUUGUUUGGCUUCUGGUUUUGGUGUUAUGUUUAUGAAUCAUCUUUUCUACCCCACUAUAUUUUUAAAUUCCCUGUGUUUGCUUCUCUUAUGGUUAUGUUUUAAAAUUUAAGUAUUUGCUUAGCCAGAGUUUGGAGGUCUUACACUGAGUUAGGCAGGGAUACAGUGUUAUCAGAUGGUCACCCAGUUGUCUCAGUACCAUAUACUCAAUAAUCCAUCUUUGUCCUAUCACUCUUAAAUGUAAACUUUACAAUAAGCUAAGUUCCAGUAGGUAUUUGGAUUUAUUUUUUGCUUCUUAUUUUAUCCUGUUGAUCUGCCAAUUUCUUCUUGUACCAUAAUCAAAUUUAUUUUGAUGUCACAGCUUUAUAAGAUGUUUUGAUACCUGGUAAGUCUAGGUUCACCCCCUUUGUUACCCUUAUUUUUGCUUAUCUACUGUUCCACCUUAACUUUUCAGAUGCCUUUGUGAUUGUAAAUUCCUGCUGGAAUAUUUUUUACUUUAAAAUUAAAACCAGAAAUGACUAAAAUUAGAAAUGAGUAAACAUCAUUCUAUAUAGAAAUUUGCUUGCCUGGCUACAGUGGAAAUAUUCGCAUGUACUUGAAUAUUUUACUCCUCUGUGCUGUCUUUUUUAUUAUAGAUUUUACAUUUACUCAUUGGAUAAUUCCUGUAUAUUACCUAUUUGUUACUUUCUUUAAAGAGUGUUUUUUCCUCAUUAUAGUUUGAUUGCUUGCAUUUGGGGUGAUCUACUUCUGGGUAUAUUUUGUGCCCAGUUGACUGUAGUGUCUAGUUUUUUGUUAUCUUUAACGGAAGAUUUUGGACUACUAUAUAUAUUACAUGUAGAAAAUAAUUUCUUUACCUCUUCCAGCGUUUCAGAUCUUUUCCUUUUUUUACAUAAAUAUAUUAGUUAGGAAUGAAGGAUUAUUUAGUA